Molecule: messenger RNA, 749 nt
Organism: Tarenaya hassleriana
Lineage: Eukaryota; Viridiplantae; Streptophyta; Magnoliopsida; Brassicales; Cleomaceae
Product: late embryogenesis abundant protein-like
Exons: 2
Coding region: 35-481 (148 amino acids)
Biological process (GO): response to water
Source: RefSeq, a predicted model, not a curated record
AAUCGGCUAAGAUACAUCGGGGAAAAAAAACACGAUGGCGGAUCUGAGAGACGAACAGGGGAAUCCGAUACGGCUGACGGACGAACACGGGAACCCGGUUCAACUGUCGGACGAGUUCGGUAACCCCAUGCACCUCACCGGCGUCGCCACCUCCACCGUCCCGCCUCCUUCCGUCACUGAGCCGCCACCAUGUGUCCAUGAGCCCGCCGGAGAACAGCUUCCCCAAUCUCGCAGUUCAUCCACCUCUAGCUCUUCGUCAUCGGAGGAUGAUGGACAAGGAGGGAGGAGAAAGAAAAAGGGUCUGAAGGAGAAAAUCAAAGAGAAACUUGGCGGUGGCAAGCACAAGGAAGAACAUGCCGAGGUGUCGGCCGCGACCACAACGACCACGACCACGACGACGUCUACAGUGUCGGCCCACGAGAAGAAGGGACUCUUGGAGAAGAUAAAGGAAAAACUCCCUGGCCACCAUAGCAACCCUUAAUCAGAUCACAUGUAGAAAUCAAGAUUUUCGUUUUACAUAGCAUUACCUACUCUCACUAGUUGUUUUCCGGUGGUGAAUAAAAUCGUGUUUACAUGUAAAGGGUCGAGGUUGUAUGUUAGUGAAGUUUGGGGUUGUUUUGUUAAUUUCCUACGAACCUUUGGUCCAAUUUGUAAAUUUGGAAUUCUGGGUUUAAUCCGUCCGUACGGUCUAUGGAUGUGUUGGAAAUUUGUUAUACUGUUUAUUUAAUUGUACUCUGGAUAUUCGUUUC